AUGAAAAUGGCCUCACGUCUCUCACACUUCCCCCUCCUCACCCCAGUCCAGCCCGUGGUCACCAUCUCCCCCACCAAGGAUGACCCCCUCUCCCCCUGCACCCUGCUGCUCUGCACUGUGGCCAGUUUCUAUCUCCGGGAGAUCGAGAUCCAGUGGCUGAAGAACAGCCAGGAUGUGACGGAGGUGGUCUUCUAUGGAGAGGAGCUCCACAAUGGGGACUGGACGCACAAGACCCAGGUGAUGCUGGAGGACACCCCGCAGCGUGGAGACGUCUACACCUGCCAGAGCUGCGGAUUCAACAUCUGCCAGGAGCAAAGUGUGGAUGGGGUUCGUGGUGGCCCUGCUGGGAGUGGUCAUUGGAUCUGUAGGGCUCUCUGCCUACUUGAGUAGCAAGAAAGUUAAGGGGGUACCAGAGGGGACCUCA
This is a messenger RNA of Varanus komodoensis (Komodo dragon), 424 nucleotides long. RefSeq names its product HLA class II histocompatibility antigen, DQ beta 2 chain-like. Gene Ontology annotation, biological process: antigen processing and presentation of exogenous peptide antigen via MHC class II; immunoglobulin production involved in immunoglobulin-mediated immune response; positive regulation of T cell activation. The record is from RefSeq and is a predicted model, not a curated record. The transcript has 2 exons. NCBI's taxonomy places the organism in Eukaryota, Metazoa, Chordata, Lepidosauria, Squamata, Varanidae. Gene Ontology annotation, cellular component: MHC class II protein complex. The coding region runs from base 1 to 390 and encodes 129 amino acids. Gene Ontology annotation, molecular function: MHC class II protein complex binding.